This is a messenger RNA of Pichia membranifaciens NRRL Y-2026, 549 nucleotides long. RefSeq lists its product as hypothetical. The record is from RefSeq and is a predicted model, not a curated record. The transcript has 2 exons. Gene Ontology annotation, molecular function: acetyltransferase activity. NCBI's taxonomy places the organism in Eukaryota, Fungi, Ascomycota, Pichiomycetes, Pichiales, Pichiaceae. The annotation marks the transcript as partial.
AUGAUAGCCGGAGAGCUCUACUCGUGUUCGGACCCUCAGUUGGUGAAAGACCGGUACGCUGUUCGCCGGAAGUUGCACCGGUAUCGGAUGCUGCUAGAGGAGAAAACGCUGGCCGAGGACUUUCUGCACGACCACGUCUUCCGCGAGUUUGCGGACUGCAGCACGAGCUUCAUCGAGCCCCCACUCUUCCUUGACUACGGAUACAAUUGCACGAUUGGCCACCACUUUUACAGUAACUUCAACUGCGUUAUGUUGGACUGCGCCGAGAUAACCAUUGGCAACCAUGUGAUGUUUGGCCCCAACGUCCAGCUCAUCACCGCCACCCACCCGAAGGAUUCUGUCUCUCGAAAUGAGCUCUGCCAGGAGAUAGCCAAGCCCAUCACCAUCGGCGACGGCUGCUGGCUGGGCGCCGGCGCCACCGUCUUGCCCGGGGUCACACUGGGCAAGAAUUGCGUAGUCGCAGCCGGUGCAGUCGUGACCAAGAGCUUUCUAGAAGACGGCCUGGUGCUGGUCGGCGUUCCUGCCAAGGUGACAGAAAGGCUUGACCAG